This is a messenger RNA of Ahaetulla prasina, 4176 nucleotides long. RefSeq names its product ergosterol biosynthesis 28 homolog (gene ERG28). Bases 295 to 717 code for a protein of 140 amino acids. The record is from RefSeq and is a predicted model, not a curated record. The transcript is spliced from 5 exons. Gene Ontology annotation, cellular component: endoplasmic reticulum; membrane. Gene Ontology annotation, molecular function: protein-macromolecule adaptor activity. Lineage: Eukaryota; Metazoa; Chordata; Lepidosauria; Squamata; Colubridae.
GAAUGGCGGCGGUGGGGGUUGCAUGGGGAAUAACUAAAGGGGGGCGACGUGCAUGGCAGGAAUUGGGUGCAGGCCAAGAUGGCUUGCAGUGUAAGAAUCGAAGGGAGCAAGAAGACAUUCGGAGAGCAUUGCUGAAAUUUUAUGCAGGUGUCACCACUUGGUUCCAUUUUUGCAAUCCUUCGUAAAUAAAACGGGAACCAGGCCCACCAUUUAACAUGCCGUUGAAAAUUACAAAGGGAGAAAAGAAAUAACUUAUUCAAGGUUUAAAACGUGAUUGUGUCUUGCUACUCUAAGAUGAGCCGGUUCUUGAAUGUACUUCGUAGUUGGCUAGUUAUGGUGUCCAUAAUUGCUAUGGGGAACACAGUGCAAAGCUUCAGAGACCACAGCUUUCUUUCUGAGAAACUGUAUACAGGCAAGCCAGGCCUUGUAAAUGGUCUCCAAGCUCGAACCUUUGGCAUUUGGACCUUGUUGUCUUCUGUUAUCCGCUGCUACUGUGCCAUUGAUAUCCGCAACAAGACCCUCUAUAACAUCACACUUUUGACCUUCUUCAUUGCCCUGGGCCACUUCCUCUCUGAGGUGUUUAUUUAUGGCACAGCAGCUGCAACGAUUGGUGUCCUGGCACCCUUAAUGGUGGCAAGUUUCUCCAUCCUGGGGAUGCUGAUUGGGCUACAGUACCUGGAGGUAGAAACCACAUCACAUAACAAGAAGCGGAAUUGACAUUACAACACCUGUCUUCCAAUCUACCCUCCAGUCAUCUUCCAGUGUCUACCAUAUUAUCUUCCUGAUCUUUUUUUUCGAGCGUGUACCAGACAGGGUAGUCAGAACAUUCUUAGAUUUCCCUAUUGGUUAUUUUAGUUCCCAUUUGAUUUUGAUAAUGAACAGAUAAUGGCAGAAAAAUAGUUUUAGAGCAGUUCCUCCAAACUGGGUAUAGGGAGCAGUAUCUUAAAGCAUCAUAAGAUGUAGUAGAAAAGCCAAGUGAAGUUGUGCCAGGGGAAGGUUAUAAAAUCCCUGUCUUGACAGUCUGAUGGCAAAUGAUAGAAAAAUUUGUCCAAAAUUUGCUGAAAGUGGGGGCAUGUAUUGUCUCCAUGGCACUCAGCAUAGUUGUCCAUAAAUAUGGCUUGCCAUAAAUGAAAGGGAACUGUGAAAACUUGUGAGGAAGAAAUAACUCAUGUCUGAGCUAAAUCCAAAGUACCUUAUAAAUUCUUCUUUUUGAAGAUUAAAGACUAAAGAGCAAAGCUUGGUCCUCUUUUGCCUUUAAGAGGCUACUUGUUUAGGUAACUGCUUUCUUCUAUCUUCCAGGAACCCGUUUCCUUUUCUCUGAAAAUGGUACAAUUCAUUUAACUGCUGUUCUUUUCUGAAGUAUAUAUGGGAACUGGAAUAGUCUAGCCAAGGCAAGUGCAUAACAAGCCAAAUAUUCCUGCCUGAGCAGGGGAUUGAAGUAAAAGACCUCCAAGGUCCCUUCCAGCUCUGUUAUUCUGUUAUUUAUUUCAAAAUAAAGCUGACAAACUUUGUAAAAAAAGGGGCUGCCAAGGCCAUAGAACAAAUUAGUAACUUUCUGCUUCUGUAAAAAGAGGCAAAAACUGUGACUUUUUCAAUGUAAUGACUGCUGCUAUUGUGGUUAUACAAAGUAUCUGCUUCUAUCCUUCCAAAAUGGAAUGGACAGUAGUAAUGAAAUGGAUUCUCCUUCUGUUCCUAUAUCUUCCCACAUAGUCCCCAAAUUUUAUUGUUAUCUGUUUUUAUUCUAAUUUCUAAAUUGAUGGUUUUAAUUGUUUUUAUAUAUUAUUGAUUAUGAAUAUGUAUGCCACCCAGAGUAAUUGUGUGAGAUGGAUAGCUAUACAAAGAAAUAGAUAGAUAGACAGACAGACAGAUGAUAGAUAUAGAAAUAUGCUUUGGACAUCAGAGUAUCUGGAAAAGAUUUUGGAAAUGCACAAAGAACUUGGAAGGGAUUAAUGGAAUCUUGCACUGCAUGGUCAAAAAUAUCAUCUCAGAUGACUGUUGCCCACAAUUAGAAUCUAUCUACCUCUCUUUACCAGAGUGUCAUAUGCUAACACUGUCAAUUGUGCAUAAUUUGGCUGUUAGACUGUCAUCUGAAAUGGCUAAAUAGUCAUUGAAGCCAAUUAUAACAGCUGUCAGUUUGCUAGCAAGACCAGUCAAAGUUUCAAAUAGCUAAAGGAGUGGUUUCUCCUAUGUUUAUCUAUUUGUGCAUUAUCUUCAGAUGAGACCUUUCUCUUUCAAACCUAAAAAGAUACAUCGUACAUUCACAACAGAGAGGGCCUUUUCUGAGAUGGCAUCUUUUCUGCAGUGCACUGUGAAUGUACAGUUGACAUUAACAUGAUAUUCUUAACAUGUUUUAUUUCUCCAGCCACCUUAACUUGAAAUCAUUUUUUGUAACUGGUUAAAUGUGCCUCUCAAUCAUAUUAAUGUGUGUUGCUUUAAUAUUGUAUUGCAUAUGCGUUCUAUGCUGACUUUUGUGCAAAGUGCUUUAUACCAGUGGCCCCCAACCUUUUCGGCACCAGGGACCAGUUCUGUGCAGAGAGGUUUUUCCAUGGACCGGAAGGGGCGUGGUUUCGCAUGCUGCCUGCAUCCCACGGAUAGGGCUUCAUUUGUUUGCACAGACUGGUUUCUGGCAUGCUGCAGGCCAGUGCCGGUCCACAGACUGGGGGCUGGGGACCCCUGCUUUAUAAAUUUUAAAAUAAAUUUAACUCCCUUAUAAAUUAUUUUGGGCUGGGAUGCUCAAAGGCAAGUGUGUCAACCUCAGCCAUGUCAAAAGUUUUGAAGAUGAUCACAGAAGCAGCUUAACCCUAACCUAGUAACCAAAUAGUUGGCACUACAACAUCCAUCAGCCCCAGUUAAUAUGGGCAAGAUAGUGGAUUGGAGGGACAUUAGCUGAAACUCUGAACAUUCCAGGAAGCUAUCUGAACUUUUCAUUGGCUAAGUAGAUCUUCCUACAUUCUAAAUUUCUUAGUAGUAACCAAGUCCUGUGAGGAACCAUUAAAGGAAAUCAGUAUACUUAGUCUGCAGAAAAAACUGAAGGGAGAAAAUGUUGUAUAGAGGAGGGAGUGGACUUGUCCCAGAGGGCAGAACCAGAGCCAACGGGUUGAAGGUACAGGAAAGUAAAUUCAGAUUAGGUAUUGGGCAGGAAGUUCCUAUAUACUCUAUAAUAAGUUGCCUCAUGAAAUGGAAUGUUCACUGGAGGUCUGAUGUAGAUAAUCUUGAUUUUUCAAUAUCUCCCAAUUCUAUGAAACUCUUGUCAGCUUCCUCAGAGGAUUGUUUAUUUUCAUUUUGUUGUUUAACAGAGCUUUGUAACUUAAAUUAUACUCACAGGAUAGAUAAGGAAAAGGAAUGAAAACACGUUGACUUUUUAAUGCAUGCUGAUAGGUGAAAUAAGGACUUUAUGGUACCUAGUAUUUAUUCCAGAUGAAUUACCUUACGGAACAUGUUAAACCUCAUGCCUCCCACCGACCCGUAUGCUCACACAGAGAGGGACUUCUCAGGGUGCCGUCCGCCAAGCAAUGUUGGCUGGCGGCCCCCAGGGGAAGAUCCUUCUCUGUGGGGGCUCCUACCCUCUGGAACAAGCUUCCCCCGGGCUUACGCCAAAUAUCUGACCUUCGGACCUUCCGCCGCAAAUUGAAAACACAUUUAUUUAUUCGUGCGGGGCUGGCUUAAAUUUUAUUGGUUUUAAAUUUUUUAAAUUUUUAUUAUUAAUUUUUAAUGGGUUUUAGUUUUUUAUGUUCCAAAGUUUUAGGCCAAUUAUGUAAUAAGUUUUUUAAUUCGUAUUUUAAAUUGUAUAUUACAUUGUUUGUUUUACUUUGGCUGUACACUGCCCUGAGUCCUUCGGGAGAAGGGCGGUAUAAAAAUUGAAUAAAUAAUAAUAAUAAAAAAAAUAAUAAUAAACAAAUGAAAUUAACAUAUGGAAAAAUGUAAAUUAAUUCUUAAACUAUUCAACCUACAAUGUACUAGCCUUGGUUCAUACAGCAUAGUAGACUAAAAAGUAUUUGGCUGAUUUAUGGUUCAGAAUGUUGUGCUAACUUAGCCGAGGUGAUUAGUACUUGAAAAAACUGACAACGUAUGAAUUAUUUUAAAUUGUUUUAUUUUUUAAAUAAUUAUUUUCCUCAGAGUUUUUGUGGCUUCACAGCUCUGUAAACUCAAGUCAAAAAUAAACUAAUACAUCAAUUA